UAAUGACAUGCGCGCCAAAUUUUGUAGAGUUGACGGAAGGAGUACCGCCAGCUCCACAUAACGUUGCAUUGAAACCCUUGUAAGACAGUUGCAUAACCUGUGGUAACAAGAACAGCCUUGUGAAUUUUUGUUCCUAAUCCCAGUUUGAACCAUGGGUCUGCUGGAGCGCUGCGAGGAACUGUUCAAGACCUCAAACCUGUAUGACGUCCUCGGCGUCACCAAAGAGGCCUCGGACGCCGAGGUGCGCCGCGGAUAUUAUAAAGUCUCUCUUCAGGUUCACCCUGACAGGGCACAAGACGAUGAGCUGGCGACUGAGAAGUUUCAGGCUUUGGGCAAAGUGUAUGAGGUGUUGAAAGACGAGGACCAAAGAGCCAUAUACGACGAGCAGGGGAUUGUUGACGAAGAGUCUGACGGUUUGAACCAGGACCGCAACUGGGAGGAAUACUGGAGACUUCUAUUUCCCAAGAUUACUCUAGAGGACAUCCUAGAGUUUGAGAAGAAGUACAAGGACACGGAGGAGGAGAAGGAGGACCUGAGCCGCCUGUACGUGCAGCACGAGGGUAACAUGGACCGCAUCAUGGACUCGGCUCUGUUUGCCGAGGAUGGAGAGGAGCCGCGCCUCAGGGGCAUCCUGCAGGGCCUCAUAGACACCGAGGAUCUGCCUGCAUUGAGGGCGUUCACCCACGAGAGCGCCAAGAAGAAGAGCAACCGCAAACGCAGGGCAGAGAAGGAGAGGAAGGAGGCUGAAGAGAUGCAGAAAGAGUUGGGCAUUAAGAGUACUGACAGUCUGGAGGCUCUGAUCAAGCGGAGGCAGACAUCUAACGAGCACGGCUUCAACUCCCUCAUAGCCGGCCUGGAGGCCAAAUACUGCCAGAGUGGAAGCAAAGGAUCCUCAAAAAAGAAAGGGAAAUGAUUAUCCCCGCGUGUCACCGAAGGCUGCCUUGGUGUCUCCAGGAGGCCGGGGCAACUCUAAGGAAUGACGUCAAUGUUUUUUUGUCAUUAAACUACAGAGGAGAACUGUUGUCUGUGAGUGCUACGCUUGUGGGUUUUGGUGUGGUAGUCAAAGGAGAACACCAGAACUACCAAUUCUGGAUUACACAGAGCGCACCUGUGGGCAAGGGACCCCUCAGUAGUAGGGGUCUAACACAAGGCCUAUGUACAGGUUUAUAAUUUCAUGUUGUACAUCUUCUCAAGUUUGCCUUUCAAAUGUUAUUCAAUGGUGUUUUGCAAUGUUUUGUGUGUGUGUGUUGUGUUCACCUUUUCUAAAAGUGAAUUAAAGUAAACAAAAUGUUUUCUUCCAAAGCAACUGAAAAAGCUGUUCUAGUAUUAAUAUUACUGGUCAUGGCACUUGUAUGAAACUGUUUUAGAAUUUAGAUGUAAUAAAUCUGUCCAUUUCAUGUUAUUAUAUUAUGA
This is a messenger RNA of Clupea harengus (Atlantic herring), 1413 nucleotides long. It is a transcript of the gene dnajc9, whose product is annotated as DnaJ (Hsp40) homolog, subfamily C, member 9. Gene Ontology annotation, molecular function: heat shock protein binding. The record is from RefSeq and is a predicted model, not a curated record. Gene Ontology annotation, cellular component: cytoplasm; nucleus. Lineage: Eukaryota; Metazoa; Chordata; Actinopteri; Clupeiformes; Clupeidae.